Messenger RNA from Emys orbicularis (European pond turtle), 1950 nucleotides. RefSeq names its product zinc finger protein 639 (gene ZNF639). The coding region runs from base 417 to 1862 and encodes 481 amino acids. The record is from RefSeq and is a predicted model, not a curated record. Gene Ontology annotation, molecular function: DNA-binding transcription factor activity, RNA polymerase II-specific; RNA polymerase II transcription regulatory region sequence-specific DNA binding. The transcript has 6 exons. Gene Ontology annotation, biological process: regulation of transcription by RNA polymerase II. NCBI's taxonomy places the organism in Eukaryota, Metazoa, Chordata, Testudines, Emydidae.
CCAGCCCCGCCCCUUCCCCCGCGGCCACAGUCGGGUCCGGCGGCGGCUGGGGCCUGCAGCAGGGCGCGGAGCGGAAGAUACUUUCUCCACAUUUGGAUGUUGUAUAGCAAUCAAUUUCUUAGCUAUUAGUCCUCUUGCUGAUAUUGAAGAUUACCUCUAGUAAGUUGGGUGGGCCAGGGCUCUUUCUAGUAUUUUCAACAUGUAAACAUUUUAUGCAUUUUGGGGAGAACUCCAGAGUCUCCCCCCAAAAGCCCACUUCAGGGGUAAUCUCCAACAAAAGAUGGCAGGAUUUGGCUCUAGAAAUGCCACUUUCUGUGUCAUGUCGACCACUUGACAGUGACUCAAAGUGCUGAUCGUCCCUCCUUAUGGGGUGAACUCCAUUACUCUUCUAUCCCAAGGAAUGAGGCUGAAGCAAAAUGAAUGAACAUCCUAAAAAGAGGAAAAGGAAGACUUUACAUCCUUCACGUUACUCAGAUUCUUCAGGUGUCAGCAAAUAUAUAGACAACAAUGGAAUAUUUUCUGACCACUGCUAUAGUGUCUGUUCUAUGAAACAGCCAGACAUAAAAAUUUCUGAAAACAGAGGUAGAUUCCAUGCUCCUGCACAGACCCUAGAUACUGAUGAUGAUGGCAGCCCAGUGCAUGCCGGGACAUCUCAUUGGAGUGGGGCACAGUCGAAUGUCAUGGGGUUGCCCUUUACAGACCCAAAAAAGAAAGAGAAAAGUGCCAAUAAUGGAAUUUAUAAAGACAUGUGCGAGUCUCCUAUAUUCGGAGACAGUCCAACUGAAGAGGAGAAACCCAUAGAUAUUCAAACCAUAGAAAUUUCGACUACAGAAGUUAAUGCUGUAGAAGUUCAUGAUAUAGAGACGCAAACUGUUUCACCUGAAAAGCUAGAAGUCGAAGACAUUGAAGAAAUGCCUGUUGAAAGCUGUAAACUUUUUGAGAAGAACCAGGCUUUGAAUAUCACUGCUCAGCAGAAGUGGCCUUUGCUGAGAGCCAACAGUAGUGGCCUAUACAAGUGUGAGCUGUGCGAGUUUAAUAGCAAGUACUUCUCUGAUUUAAAGCAGCAUAUGAUCCUGAAGCAUAAGACAUGUACAGAUACCAAUGUCUGCAGAGUAUGUAAAGAGACUUUCUCCAGCAAAGUUCUGCUGAUUGAACAUGUAAAAAUACAUGAGGAAGAUCCCUACAUCUGUAAAUACUGUGACUACAAAACAGUGAUAUUUGAGAACCUCAGUCAGCACAUAGCAGAUACUCAUUUCAAUGACCAUCUUUAUUGGUGUGAGCAGUGUGACGUGCAGUUCUCCUCGAGCAGUGAGCUGUACCUACACUUCCAGGAACACAGCUGUGAUGAACAGUAUCUGUGUCAGUUUUGUGAGCAUGAAACCAAUGAUCCAGAAGACUUGCAUAGCCAUGUGGUGAAUGAGCAUGCAUGUAGAUUAAUAGAGUUAAGUGAUAGCUAUAGCAACAAGGAGCGUGGACAGUACAGCCUCAUAAACAAAAUUAGCUUUGACAAAUGCAAAAACUUCUUUGUAUGCCAAGUGUGUGGCUUUAGGAGUAGGCUGCAUACGAAUGUCAACAGACAUGUAGCUAUUGAACACACCAAAAUAUUCCCCCAUGUUUGUGAUGACUGUGGGAAAGGCUUUUCAGGUAUGUUGGAAUAUUGCAAGCAUUUAAAUUCUCAUUUAUCUGAAGGGAUUUAUUUGUGUCAAUAUUGUGAAUAUUCAACAGGACAGAUUGAAGACCUUAAAACUCAUUUGGACUUCAGGCAUUCAGCAGACUUGCCUCAUAAGUGUACCAAUUGCUUAAUGAGGUUUGGAAAUGAAAAAGAUCUUAUAAGUCACCUUCAGAUACAUGAGACAGCUUGAUGUUUUUUCUUCUGUAGUCAAUUUAUUAGAAUUAAAAUGUAUUUUCCAAUGUGUCAUAUGGUAAUAUUAAAUACAGUUAUAAUAGAGA